AUGGGGAAAAGGGUAGAGCAUGAGUUCCUGUGGUUUGACAUCUCUUCCCCCAACAAUCAGCACACAUCCAUUGUCAUUGCUGAGAGGGGUGGUGGUGGUGUUCAUAGUCCAAACUCCGACACCACACAAGCUGCUGAUACCCUUGCUCAAGCAGACACAAUGGUAGACACCACGGCAUCACCACUCACUCCACCAGAGACUUCUGCACUCUCACCUGAUGUUGGCAAUCCCACUGCAAGUAGUGCCAAUGAAAGCAGUCCUCUGCUAGACAAAGUUACUAAGAGUGAUGGGAAAAUAAAACAGAAGACAAAUACAGCUCAAUUUGCAGCUUCUUUUUCCUCCAGUUUCAAGCGUGCAGCAGGCGAUUGGGUGGAGGGGAUGUGCAACAGGCCUCGACUUGUCUGUACUUUAUCAUUUACUGGUGCAAAACCUACUGCAAACGAGCUAGCGACCUUGCUUUAUGUAACCUCAGCACAGGAGCCCAAGCACAACCUUCAUGACACACAAUGCCACUGGUUCGCCACAACUGUGUUUGACGCUCUCAACAUACUUUAUGAGGGUGCUGAGCAAGAUCCCACACCCCAUCAGGUGGGUAUGAUCUGUGGGGUAUCAGUCAAUUUCAAGGCAAGCAGGCAAGAGCAAGAGGAACAGAGGCAGCAAGAAUGUGAACAAUGCCAAGCUGCAGAUGAAGCUGUGAAGAGGGCAGAGGAGGAAAGGCAGAGGGAGUGCAAGCAAUGUGAAGCUGCUGAGCAGGAAAGGCAGAAGGAAUGCAAGCAAUGCAAAGUGGCUGAGGAAAGGGCACAGGCAGCACAGGAAGAGAUUGAGAAGUUGCUCCAAGAAGUGGAGGCAUUGAAGAGAGCAGGGGCAAGUACUCAACAGGCUUGA
Pisolithus orientalis is the source of this 885-nucleotide messenger RNA. RefSeq lists its product as uncharacterized. The transcript has 4 exons. The coding region runs from base 1 to 885 and encodes 294 amino acids. Lineage: Eukaryota; Fungi; Basidiomycota; Agaricomycetes; Boletales; Pisolithaceae. The record is from RefSeq and is a predicted model, not a curated record.